Messenger RNA from Rotaria socialis, 1167 nucleotides. The record is from the annotation of a GenBank genome assembly. Lineage: Eukaryota; Metazoa; Rotifera; Eurotatoria; Philodinida; Philodinidae.
AUGUUUAUGAUUGCUAUAUUGUUACUUCAAUUGAGCAUUGGUGUGUACAGUCAAGGUGUAUAUGAUCCUGCGACAUUUACAGAAUCUACAUGUUCAGACAAUAAUCAAUGGACAGUUUGGUUUGACUCAAAUGAUCCUAAUUUAACACAAGGUGAAUUUGAAAUUACUAGUCAUAUUCAACAAAACUUUCCUCUAUUCAUGUGUCCAGUACCAGUUGCUAUCGAAAGUCAAACUACAAGUGGUGGAUCACCAGUUCAAAGCGGUGAUGUAUUUCGUCUCAGUGUUAAAGAUGGUUUAUUAUGUUUAAAUCAACAGAUCGAUGCAUACAAACAAAAAUUAUGUGCUGAUUAUAGAGUACGUUAUUGUUGUCCAAAGACAGCUAUCGGACAGAUAUUACUAACAACGUCACCAUCUGUGCCAACAGCUAACACUUGUGGCCGUCAAUCGAUCACUCCAUCAACUCAACGUAUUGUAGGCGGUGUCGAAGCGGUUCCUCAUUCAUGGCCAUGGAUUGUUUCUUUACAAAUACGUGAUCAUUUUUGUGGUGGUACUUUGAUUGAUACACGUCACGUACUCACAGCUGCUCAUUGUUUACCAUCGGUAAGUAGCAGUCAACUUCGUAUAGUCGCUGGUUUACAUCAAAGACAAAAUCAAAAUACUGGACGCACACAAAAUAUAGGAGUAUCGCGUAUAUUUAUGCAUGAACAGUACAAUUCAGUUUCCCAAGCACAUGAUAUUGCUAUUAUUCGUCUAGCUCAACCAGUUCAAUUGAAUGAAUACGUUCGUUUGAUUUGCUUACCUGGACCUGAUCCACAAGAAUCAGCAACAGUAACCGUAGCUGGCUGGGGUACUACAUUUAAAAAUAGUCCAUUAGCAACUACUUUACGGCAAGUCUCAGUAAAAGUUACAAAUAAUCAAGCCAGUGCAGCUUACUCAAGUAGUUUUAAUGUUCAACGACAAAUUGGUGCAGGCAUACCAUACUCAGGUGGUAAAGAUAGUUGUCAAGGUGAUAGUGGUGGCCCUUUGAUGUACAAUACCAAUGGACAAUGGUAUCUAUCAGGAAUAGUUAGCUUCGGAGCUGAUUGCGCUCUUCCAAACUAUCCAGGUGUUUAUACACGUACAAGUGCUUAUCUUAGUUGGAUUCAAAGUAAAAUCAAUUCGAAUUGA